CCACAUAUUCUUGUCAGCCUCUCUGUGCUCAGCUCGCGGCCAAUUGUCGGCCAAUCAGCGCGACGACGACGCUGUAUAAGAGGGUGAGCACGGAGCCAGAGUCAGCGGGCUUACGGUCGUUCUUUGCGUUUCGGGCACGUACGUAUCGUCAAACCCUACGCGAUCAUGUUGCACAAGCUCGGGGUCCUGUCUUGCCUUCUCUCCGCGGCGACGGCCGUAUCGGCGCAGCUGUACUGGAAUUCAACCCAAUUCCUGUUCACCUUGGGCGAUUCAUAUACCACAGAUGGCUUCAACAUCUCCGAGGGCGUGAAUUCCACCAACCCAGGUUACACCUCGUCAAACGGCCCUAACUGGGUUGAAUACCUCGGUGGGACGUAUAAUGUGACCAAUACCAAGGUCUUCAACUUGGCAUCUGGAGGCGCGACGAUUGACGCUGCGCUCGUCGCGCCCUACCUGCCCACUGUCCUGUCCAUCGUAGACCAGGUCUCGCAAUUCGAGGAAUACCUCGCGCCAAAGCCGUACGGCGCCCAAUGGGACAGCUCCAACAGUCUCUUUGCCAUUUGGAUUGGAAUCAAUGACGUGGGCAACUCAUAUGCUUGGACGAACGUCACUUCGCAGCCGGCCUUCCACACGAUCCUGAUGGACAGGUUGUUCAGCCAGAUUGAAACUCUGUACGGCUCCGGAGCCCGGAAUUUCCUUUUCCUGACGGUGCCUCCCACCAACCGCGCGCCAUUGCUCAUCGAAGCAGGUCCAACCGCCGUUGCUCAGAUCACUGGUGCGCUUGCGGACUACAACGACCAGCUCAUCGCGUACGCGGGGCUGUUCGAAGCGACGCACAGCGGGACGAGCGUGCGCAUCUUCGACCCGCGCCCGGUGUUCAACACCCUGCUGGACAACUAUCCCACCUUCGGGUACGUCAACAUCACUGGUUACUGCGAGGCGUACGAAAAUGGCACGCCGUCCAUGACGACCCAAGACGCCCCGUGCGAGCCCGUGUCGAGCUACUUUUGGCUAAACACAUUGCACCCGCUAUACACCGUCCACAACAUUUUAGCACACGCCAUUGCUACGGCGCUCGACUAUUAGGCACGGAUCCUGGAUCGCAAUACCUCGCUGGCGCCGGCGAAGUAGCUCACUCGCUCGUCAUUAGGUUAGACUCGGAUCGGACAGGCGUAUUGCACGUGUAGAUUUCGUAGUCCUGGGACAUAUCAGAUACGGAUCCCUACGGCCAACCUACCGAUCAUAAAUGAUGAACCUACUUGCUCGCUGAGUAGUGCACCGCGGUCCCUAU
Molecule: messenger RNA, 1291 nt
Organism: Rhodofomes roseus
Lineage: Eukaryota; Fungi; Basidiomycota; Agaricomycetes; Polyporales; Fomitopsidaceae
Product: SGNH hydrolase-type esterase domain-containing protein
Exons: 10
Coding region: 166-1086 (306 amino acids)
Molecular function (GO): hydrolase activity, acting on ester bonds
Source: RefSeq, a predicted model, not a curated record